Messenger RNA from Clupea harengus (Atlantic herring), 3373 nucleotides. It is a transcript of the gene atp5mc1, whose product is annotated as ATP synthase membrane subunit c locus 1. The record is from RefSeq and is a predicted model, not a curated record. Gene Ontology annotation, molecular function: proton transmembrane transporter activity. NCBI's taxonomy places the organism in Eukaryota, Metazoa, Chordata, Actinopteri, Clupeiformes, Clupeidae. Gene Ontology annotation, biological process: proton transmembrane transport; proton motive force-driven ATP synthesis.
GCUUUCUUUGCAUAUAAAUGACAAGGUGACAGGUUUUUGGUUCACUCAUUGACUGCAGCUGCUUGUUCGAGCCUUCUGUCUUCGGGUCUGUUUGUGCUGUAUUAAUAGACAUCCGCCAUGUACGCCUGUGCUAAGUUUGUCACCUCACCUGCUGUGCUGCGUGGUGGGUCCAGAAUGCUGGCCCGGCCCGUGUCGGUGUCCGUCUUCAACAGACCCGAGGCCAGAACCGAGCAGCAGGCCCUGUUGCCAAUGAGUGACUCCUCUAUGGUGGCCGUGGCACGCAGCUUUCAGACCAGCGCUGUGUCCAGAGACAUCGACACCGCCGCCAAGUUCAUUGGUGCCGGAGCAGCUACUGUGGGAGUGGCUGGGUCAGGGGCUGGUAUCGGAACCGUCUUUGGCAGCCUGAUCAUUGGCUAUGCCAGGAACCCCUCCUUGAAGCAGCAGCUCUUCUCCUACGCCAUCUUGGGCUUUGCUCUGUCUGAGGCUAUGGGUCUCUUCUGUCUCAUGGUGGCUUUCCUCAUUCUGUUUGCCAUGUAAUUGGGCACUUGUUCUUCUGCAGCAUCCACUACCCCCACCUUUUGUUUUCGUCUCUUGUCAUGUCCCCCAACAUCCGCCCGGGAAUCGGAACUCUUUUUGACGUGCAGCUGACGUCGUUGUGGCAUCGCCAUUCCAUCAGAUCUAUUAUUAAAAUCCUACCUUUUUAUGUUCCUUUAUUUUAAUUAUUUUUUUUUUUUCAAAACUUUUAUGUAAGAUCUCACUCUGGUUUGGACAGUGUCUGAAUAAAUGAUUGGGAUACAUUUAUCGCCUGUCUGAACCUCAUUACAGGCAUCAGUAAGAUAUAUAUUUAUUUUUGUUUUGAAAUAAAAUUCGGGAACCACCCCAGCUUUCACAAUUCAUGUACAAGUACGUCAUGUACAUGACCAACUAAUUCCUCUUAAAAAGUUUAAGUCAAGCACUCACUGAGUAAAGGCAAAUUAAUAUUGGUCUGAAUGUGAAGCCUAAAGCUUUUAAAUUCAGCUCCUGGGAUGCCCUGCACUGGAACUUAUCUAUCCAUGUUUGGCAUACCUUACUUAACUCAGUUUUGGCACUCAUGGUUAGCUGAACGGGCCUGAUUUAGGUGCUCAAGGAUUUGGGUUAGGGAUUGGUAGAGAAUCUGCUAUGCAGGAUUUAGGAGGUUUAGGACAUGUUUCUCACUUGUUUCAUUAAACGUUGUAGCCUGGUGUCACCAUACCAGGAACUUCUCUAUGUUGUGGUCUUGAAAUAUCUAAUGCUCCCUAUUCAGUUUGUGUCUGUGGUGGGUGGAAACUGAAACUGACUCAAUUCCAUUUCUAGCUGUUGAAUGUGUCUACAACGGCUCACUAGAAUCCCCCACUCAGAGUAUAUGUAAUGGCAGAUGUAUUUCCCAUUUUUAUGUUUUAAAGUAACAGUAUGAAACAAUUUGACACUUUUUGAGGUAUGGUUUUAUAGACAACUAGUUUUGGUACCAUCCUCAAAUUCAUUUUGAUAGCAUAUGGUCAUGUGAAGGACAAUUAAACACCUGUGCCUUUCCCACGAGCCAUCCAUGAUAUGUAGUUCUGUAUACUGGGCUGGAACACUGCAAAAAUGGAAGAAAAAGCUUUCACAGCAUGACAUUUCCAGCUAUACUGCCAAAAGACACCAGUUAGUCUGUUGGCAAGCUUCUAUCAGUGUCAACUGGGCUGUUGGUGUUUGCAAGGUUUUUUUUCAUACCUUUUAGGUAGUUAGCGUCCUAGUUUUGGAACAGAACUCCUGAUUACUGCUUUAAAAGGUGUAAUUGUAUAAAGUAAAAUGUAAAAAAGGAAAUACAUCUUUGAUUAGUCUAACCAGACAGACAAAAAAACUUCUUCAGAGGCCGGUGUCAGAGUUCUGGGCAAAUUGGGCAUGACCAUGAAAGGGAGAAUUUAAUGUAUUUGCCCUUUUAGGUUAAUGUCAGUUUAGCAACACUAAUAUUGUGGUAACUACAUGUAAAUAUUGAUUAAACAACAUUUGAGGCACAGUUUAGUUCACUAGAACAUUUCAGAACCACCGGAUGUUUCCUUGACAUGUGGAAUUGAAGGCAAAAAAAGCCACUGGUUCUUCCUGAUCAAUGCGGAAUGUAUAGUGGAUAUGCAAUAUUUGCAUAGUUUAUAGUAUUUGCAUAGUAAUGUUAUGCAUUAGGAAUCCAAAAUCAACAUUUUGAGUGGAUGCCUGGUUUACUGGCUUUGUGAAGGUUUCAAGCUCAGCUUCAACCCACCUACAAGAUUACAGAAGGUGACCAGUGGUAUCUAACUCCACGCCACGUUAUCAGCAGAUCGUCAAGGUCCAGUAAGUUUCAAGGCGGAGCCACUAUGGAUCGACCUUGCAGUUCCACCACAUUGCACAAUGUGACAGGGUGAGCUAUCCUAAUGACAGGCCACUGCUGUAAGGGAAUACCUGGUCCACAACAAUGUUGAGGUAGGUGGCAUGUGUCAAAUUGACAUCCACAUGAAUGCCAUACCCAGGGUUUCCAAGCAGAACAUUGUCCAGAGCCUGACACUUCUUCCACAGGUUUGUCCCCUUAAUGUCCCUGAUAAUUGGCGCACCCCGCAAGGCUUAGUUGAGACGCUUGCAUGCAUUGUAGGCACUUUCACUGGUGGACAGGUGUUGACAUAGGAACUCUGACCCAUAUGCAGCAGGGUAUGAUGCACUGUGUGUUCUAACAUAGUCAUCCCAUAGCCAUCAUUGAUUUUAUUCUCUGACUUACCAUUGUGGUGCUCCUGUCAGUUUGAUCUUGACGGGAUAACCUUUGUUGCCCUUACACAUGGAUAAGCCUUGGACCCCCACAGCCGAUUUAACAGAACCGCAUUGGCCCCAGUGAGGUUCAGGAUUGACCUUAAGAUUUGUUUUGCUCCAGCAUAUAUCUCCAAUUUUCUUCAAGGUCCUCUGAUGAGAUUUCAGUGGUUUUACCUUGGUCUAAUUUAAUUUAAAUCAAAGGGCGGUCAAGCUUUUACUGUCAUCGGCCUCAAAUGAUGGAAUAGUUUCCCAUUUUAUGUUGGAUCUUCUGCCUGCUCGGACACUUUUCAAACCAGAUAAAUUCACUUUUAUACAUUAACUUUACCUGGGUUUACCUAAGUUCUAAGAUGUAUUCUUUUUGCUUUCAUUCUUACGUCUUUUACUCAUAUAUAUAUAUAUAUAUAUUACACUUUGCUUUUGGCUUGUUUAUCUCUUUUAUUCUUUAAUUUUAAUUUCUUUUAUAUGUUUUUUGUCUUUUAAAUCUCUUCUUUCUUUUAUUCCAUGUUUAUUUUUAUUGUUAUUUGAUUCACUUCAACCCUUACGCGCUUUGGUACAACUUGUGGUGAUUUUAAAUGUGCUAUAUAAAUAAAAGUGACUGUUGUCA